Miscanthus lutarioriparius is the source of this 693-nucleotide messenger RNA. NCBI's taxonomy places the organism in Eukaryota, Viridiplantae, Streptophyta, Magnoliopsida, Poales, Poaceae. The record is from the annotation of a GenBank genome assembly.
AUGGCGCCCCAUCCUGCUCCUUGCGGUGUCCAUGGCAGCACAAUGGAUGUCGGCGCAGUAGAGGAGGAGCUAGGCACAGCAGGGCCGACAGUCGACGCAGCAGGGACAAGACAAGCUUUUACUGCAGAGCAAAUAAAUGAAACAACUUAUGUUGAUAUUCAUGGUAACAAGGCGGUCUCUGACAGCUUGAGGAACAACCCCAAAGUACAGUAUGAUGGGAGACGUUUUUCUUACAAGUCCAAGCAUGAUCUUAAGGGAAAAGAUCAACUACUUGUUCUGAUAAGAAAAUUCGCAGAGGGUCUUGCUGUCAUGGAAAUCAAGGAUGCAUACCCAGCUGUAAUGGAAGAUCUGCAGGCACUGAAGGCCGCAGGUGAAGUUUGGCUGUUAUCAAACAUGGACUCACAGGAGGACAUUGUGUACCCUAAUGAUCCUAAAACGAAGACCAAGGUUGAUGAUGACCUGAAACUUCUCUUCCGGGAGACUGAGUUACCACGUGACAUGGUCGACGUAGAAAAGGAGCUUCAGAAGAAUGGCAUCAAGCCCAUGACAAACACUGCGAAACGAUGUGCAGCUGCCCAGAUCGACGGGGUAAAAUCCAAGUCUAAACCCAAGAAGAAAGAUCUUAAGAUCACAAAACGGAGCAGACUUACGAAUGGGCAUCUGCCAGAACUGUUCCAGGACAUCAACGAAUGA